AUGCUUCGCACGCCCGAAACCCUCAGCGACCCGGAUCGCAACCUGGAGGAGUCAACAGGUCCGGCAGAGACUCGAAACGACUCUACCAACCCCGUCGCGACAAACACAGAUUUAGACUACAUAAUAGAAGAGUCGAACGAGCUUCCCGAUCCCUCCCGGAUUGGCGCCAAAGCGUCAUACGGACGUUCCAUGAGUAUUCAUAGCGACCCAAUUCCCAGCCUAGAAGACGAGUCAAUGGGCGAAGCCGGCAUACCAGAAGAUACAGAUCUCGAUUACAUGACCGCAGCAUCAAACAGAAUCUACUCACCCCCACCUCAUAUUGCAGCGCGCUUUUAUCGACCAACAAACAAUCGUCGCAAGUCAUCCGCCGCCUCCUCUCGCCGAAAUUCCAUGUCAUCUGCGCAUUCCCAGCAGUCUCACAUUUCGAACCGCCAUGGGCGUGGGCCACAGAGUAACUAUAUCGCACAAAAUCUCCGCCGUGCAUCAAUCUUAGAGGACCGCAAAGCUAGACUAGCAGAUAGAGCCGCUCAUGCUGAAAAGGUUCGUCUCAGAGCUGCAUUAGCCAAGGCGCAGCCUAGAGGCACAACAAAUACCGAAGAAAGAGCACUGGCAGCGCAGAAGGCUAGAGAUAAGAAUUUAGCAGAGAUUGGAGCUCGUUGUGCCGAGGAGGUCAAGCGCGCCAAGGGUGUCGCUAUGAGCAUGAAAGAGAAAAGAGAGGCCGAAGGAAAGAAACUCAGAAAGGAAAUGGAGGAGAGACUUGCCGAAGCCGACAGAAGACGAGAAGAGAUGUUGAAUAGAGGCAAUAUCAAAAAGGAGAGAGGCAGAUCUAUCAGCCAGCCUAGAAAGAGCUCAUCGCCGAUGCCAAAGAUUGUUGAAUCACUCAGUGAAGCUGCCGCCGCUGUUAGAAUACAGAAGAAGUGGAGAGUUCAUCAACGGUGGAAGGCGCUCAAGGAAUUCUCUGACCUUGGUCUUACUAUUGAUGGAGUUCAAGAUACAUCAUUCGAGAGCGUUGUCGAGCUCUUAGCUGAAGAGAAGGUCCUGGUUGGCACGGCAAAGAUUUUACGGAUAUGUGGUCUGAAAGAGGGCGAAAGUGGCUCUGUCAAUGAGAUGACAGCUGUUCGAACGUUCCUGAGCGCUUUUCUUAUUCUGGGGCAUCCUACCCAGGUCCUUAGCAGUAAGAGCGACAGUAAAGAACAAGAACAGGUGGGAGUAUUGCCAUUGAGAAGAGAUGAUCUUGCUAAUCCUCAAUUGCAGGAUCUAGUGGCAAAGGCUCGGGAUUUACUUAUUUCUUUCGAGAACGUUUUAUCUCUGUUGACAGCCACAAACAAUUAUACUCCCCCCGCGUCGGAGCUUUCUAGCUUGUCGGAGGUGUAUGCUACAUUUUUCAAUGCCUUUAUUGCCUGGAAAGCAAGGGAUUCGAGCACUCUUAUUGACAUGAUGGUCUUGCAAUUUGUGGAGUUGGACUCGAUUUGGCAAACCGUCAAGAAUAGUACAGAAGAAUCUGUCACCGACUCGUAUAGGGAUGGUAUUCGGGAUAAUCAGCUGAAAUUGAUGGUUCGAAUCAAGAAACUUGCCGGCGCCGCACAGGGGAAAAAACUGAUCACAAAUGCUAUCAGAGAGUCAAGAAAGGCUCGCGCUCAAAAGCAACCCACCGGAGACUCGCGACCACGGGCUGCGGAUUCUUCCACGUCGGAAGCAGACACGCUCGAAGCUCUCAAAGUCUCCGAGAGAACAGUGAGCAGCAACCUUCAAACUUUGACACCACCAGCAACCCCGACUAGACACGCAACGAAACCACAGUCAUCACUUGCAGAUGCUCUGCGUACCGAUACUGCGAUUAUGCCUGACAACCGUACUAUCGCGCAUGAGGUAGCCAUCAACCGCGAGUACCGUAUUGCAGACGAUGCUCUUGAAAAGAGAGAUCUUUUCAUGAAGGAUAUAUGCGAUGCGAUGCGUCAAGACAUCGCUCAGGGCAGAGGAAACCCUUGGGUGCUCGCUAUGGCUGAGAACAUCAAGGGUAAACUCCAAGGUCUUCUCAAGCCUGGAAACUCAAUGCAUACUAUGAUUGGCGAGGCCCUCGAUAAUGAUGUAGUUGCACGAGAGUUACAUAAUGGUAACUUUUCUUACGACAACUUUUUCUCCUUUAUGGCGAACAUCAUUCCUAAGCUGUGUGCUCCUUUCCGAGAUGACGAGAUGAAAGUCUUGGUUGGGUCCUUCGAGAACAAACAGCCGGCUGUGGAUGUAGUCGAUCGUUUAAAGAACUUGUUUCACGCGAUCGAUUUGAUGCAGAUUGAUUACGCAAAUUUUAUGCUCCAGACAGCGGCUCCGGAACUCAUGAAGCAUGCCGUAGCUUACGAGACGACACGGUUUAAGGAAACAAUGGAGGAAACCUCCAACAAUCUUACCGCUACCGAGGCAGCUUGGAGGCAUGCUAGAGAGAAGGUCCUCGCUGAGGCAGUUCGACGAGAUCCAGAUCAUGUUCAAUUGUUGAGAGAUCAACCAGGCCCGGAAAAGAUAUAUGCACAAAUGCUUACAGAUGUUUUCACUUCUUUCGACUCAUCAAUCCCCAUCCCAGAAACGCUUUUCAUCGACACGAAGCGUAUCACCAAGACACGUGUCGAGGUUCUUCGUAUCGUCACAGCAGGAGCGAUCUUGCUCCAGUGCAAAAAUCUACUCAAACGGGAUGUCCGGAGCCAGUGGAAGACCGAGGCCACACGCAUCUACUCUGUGCUUGAGAAUUCCAAAGACGCUACCUCAGCAGCUCAGGGCAUCCAAGCUGCUCUGGAAUCAUCACGUAGCAUGCCUGUCGCCACUAAAAACCACAUCCGCGACCUCGUCACCCGGAUUGUAAAUACCUCAGCUGAUAUCGACAUCUUCCCCUCCGCGGAAGGCGUAGAGCCUAAACCAGCAUCCGAACUCAGAGAUCCCGUUAUGCGACUCCUAGCGACUCGGCUAAGAAACCACAUCUUGACACGUCUGGCAGCCAACACGGAGAAAGAGAAAGUUAAGAGCGCGAGCACUGCGAGUGAGAAUCUAGCUACGCUGGGCCUUCCGGAGUUCGUGCAGAGGGUCGGUGCGAUCGUUGAUGAGGUCGGGAGAGUGGGCGUGCUAGAUCGCGAGGCGCAUGGGCUGUGGUAUGAGGAGGUUGCUCAGCAUGUGGAAGGUGCAAUCUCGGCUUGA
Molecule: messenger RNA, 3180 nt
Organism: Glarea lozoyensis ATCC 20868
Lineage: Eukaryota; Fungi; Ascomycota; Leotiomycetes; Helotiales; Helotiaceae
Exons: 1
Coding region: 1-3180 (1059 amino acids)
Source: RefSeq, a predicted model, not a curated record